GUCCCGGCCCCUCGCGCUCGGGAAAAUGCUGCUCUCGGUGCCGCCGCGCUCGGGGCUCCCCGCCUUCGCCUACAACAAGGGCGGCAAGAAGCAGCCCUAUGUGCCCCCGGCACAGCCCCUGGGACCCCCCAGCCCCAGCCCCGCCGGGGGGGCCCCGGACCAGCUCAGCAAGACCAACCUCUACAUCCGGGGGCUGCACCCCGGCACCACAGACCAGGACCUGGUCAAGCUCUGCCAGCCCUAUGGGAAGAUCGUCUCCACCAAAGCCAUCCUGGACAAGACAACCAACAAGUGCAAAGGCUAUGGUUUUGUGGACUUUGACAGCCCCACAGCCGCCCAAAAGGCCGUCACGGCGCUGAAGGCCAGCGGGGUCCAGGCGCAGAUGGCCAAGCAACAGGAGCAGGACCCCACCAACCUGUACAUCUCGAACCUGCCGCUGGGCGUGGACGAGCAGGAGCUGGAGGCGCUGCUGAAGCCCUUUGGGCAGGUGGUCUCCACCCGCAUCCUGCGGGACCCCCACGGGGCCAGCCGGGGGGUGGGCUUCGCACGGAUGGAAUCCACGGAGAAGUGCGAGGCUGUCAUCACCCACUUCAACGGGAAGUUCAUCAAAACCCCCCCGGGGGUGCCAGGUGGGCUUGGGGGGUCCCGGGAGGGGAUUCUGGGGGGGCAGAAGAAGCGGCAGAGCCAGGGCAAGUUCGUGUCCAACAGCAGAGCCUGGGCCCGGGACAGCGACGCGGGCACCGUGACCUUGGCCUACGACCCCGCGACGGCGCUGCAGAACGGGUUUUACCCGGCGCCCUACGGGCUGGCCCCCGGCCGGAUGCUCCCCCCCGCCGCCCUGGCCCCCUACCUGCCCUCCCCGGUGUCCUCCUACCAGGUCCACGGCCCCACCUGGAUGCACCAGUCCUACCUCGUGCAGCCCACGUACGUCCCCGCUGCCACCGCCGUCCCCGGAGCCUUCAUCCCACCGUACCCGCCGGUGCCCCCCGCCCUCCCGCUGGAGGACGGCGGAGCCGCCCCGACCCACGGCCCCAUCGAGUCCCCGUCCGAGCCCGGCGCCUUCCCCUACCCCUACCCCAAGUAG
Messenger RNA from Pseudopodoces humilis (Tibetan ground-tit), 1084 nucleotides. The record is from RefSeq and is a predicted model, not a curated record. Lineage: Eukaryota; Metazoa; Chordata; Aves; Passeriformes; Paridae.